AUGUGGAAUUUCAUGGAGUAUAUAUCGGGAAUGAAGGGCUUCGGUGGCCUUUUCGACGUGACGGAAGAACCCAUGGCAUUGGCAUUCCAAAACGCCAUAGAGCGGAUCAACAACGAGCGCGCCAUCGCCCGCCAGUCACAACUGCGAAACAUGACCUUCAUGAUCCCUCUGCACGACUCCUUUGCCGCGUCCAGAAAGCUUUGCGAGAUGACGAAAACGGGGAUAGCAGCUGUGUUCGGCCCCAACAGCAGGACGUCGGCUACCCACGUGCAAAACAUGUGCGACGGACUGGGGAUCCCUCAUGUGGAGACCCGUUGGGAUCACAGGAGUUCCCGGGAAGAACUCUCAGUUAACCUACAUCCUCAUCCCGAAGUCCUCGGGAAGGCCUUCCGAGACAUUCUCGAAAUCUUGGACUGGCACAAGUUCACAAUCCUGUACAGUGACAACGAAGGCCUGUACCGAUUGCAGGAAAUAUUGAAAGUGAAGCCACCUCAGAACAAAGAGCUGAAAUUGACCAUCAGGCAAUUGGUGCUUGAUGGUGAUAAUAGGCCGCUGCUCAAGGCCUUGAAGAAGUCUGGCGAGACUCACAUCGUGCUCGACUGCCACGUUGACAAGAUCUACGAGAUCAUGAAGCAAGCCAAGGAAGUAGGCAUGUUGACUGAGUACCACAACUAUUUCUUCACUAACCUGGAUUUCCACGCCGUCGACUUGCGGGACCUGUUCAGAGACAGCGGUGCGAACAUCACUGGAGUGUCCAUAGUCGACAUUGAAUCGAAGUUUGGCGAAUACCUGUCGGCCGGAGGAGGCAGUUGGACUUUGGGCAUGGAAAGAACGUCUCCGUCAUCACCUGGAUACUUCACAGGCGUCGUUCAUCCCGUUGACUACAUGUUCCACCAAACUGCAACACCGCUUCAAUUGGCACGCAUGGAAACCGCCCGGAUAUCGCCAAAAGCCGUCAUGACUUCGAUUGCGCUGAUUCACGAUGCUGUUAGUUUGUUCGGAGCAGCUCUGAUCAAACUGGACGAUGAACUUCUCGAUGGUGUGAUCGUGAAACAAAUGCAGUGUCACCAGGGAGCCACGUGGAACGAGGGCAGGAACUUGAUCUGGAUCAUGAAAAUGCUAACAAUCGAAGGACUUUCAGGAACAGUGAGAUUAGACGCUCAAGGGUAUCGAAGAGACUUCAACCUGGACAUCUUGGAAGUCGGCAAAAAGGGCUUGGAAAAAGUUGGACGAUGGGAAAAGGGACGUGGUGCGAACUACACACGGCUUUGGACAGAUCGAGAAGCUGCCAUCAGGCAAGAACUCAAGGAUAAAAACCUCAUCAUAACCAUGAUCGAAAAUGCACCUUAUGUCAUGUACAAGAAAAACAAGGACGAAUUCACCGGCAACGAUCAGUUCGAAGGCUUCUGUAUCGACCUAAUCAAGGGCAUUGCGGAAAAGCUACACUUUAAUUACACAUUCCGACCGGUCAAGGAUUCCAGUUACGGGAGCCGGGACAAAAUCACUGGCGAGUGGAAUGGCAUGAUCAGGGAACUGUUGGACAGGGAAGCCGAUCUGGCUGCAGCAGAUUUGACCAUCAGUCAUGAGCGUGAAGAAGCCGUUGACUUCACCAUGCCUUUCAUGAACCUGGGCAUUGGUAUCCUGUACAAGAAACCCGCGAAGAAACCCCCAAAUCUGUUCAGCUUCUUGUCUCCACUUUCUUUGGAUGUGUGGAUCUACAUGGCAACUGCUUACAUGGGCGUCUCGAUUCUAAUCUUCGCUCUGGCAAGAUUCACUCCUCACGAGUGGGUCAGCAGCCAUCCUUGCAAACCGGACCCUGAUGAGUUGGAAAACAGCCUCACGCUCUCAAACUCUCUGUGGCACGUGUGGGCAUCUCUUAUGCAGCAAGGAUGCGACAUUGCUCCCAAAGCGGUUUCAACGAGAAUGGUGGCAGGAAUGUGGUGGUUCUUCACUCUUAUCAUGAUCUCGUCGUACACUGCCAACCUUGCAGCUUAUUUAACCGUGGAGAGGAUGGAAGCUGUCAUCUCGGGACCAGAAGAGCUGUCGAAACAGACGAAAAUUAAAUACGGAAGCCUCGGCACGGGUUCCACCAAGGUUUUCUUCCGGGACUCAAAAAUAGAAACAUACCAAAGAAUGUGGUCGGUGAUGGAAAGCACUCGUCCGACGGUGUUCACCAAAACAAACCAAGAAGGAGUGGACCGCGUGAGAAGCGGAGGAUACGCGUACAUCAUGGAAUCCACGACGCUGGAGUACAUGAUGGAAAAGUACUGCGACCUCAUUCAAGUCGGAGGUUUGCUCGAUAGCAAAGGCUACGGACUCGCUUUACCUCCAGGAUCCCCGUACACCUCGGCCGUCAGCAGUGCGAUUCUGAAGUUGCAGGAAGAUGGAGAAUUUUUCAAUUUGAAGUCAAAGUGGUGGAAAGAGAGAAACGAAGGCGCCGGCAAAUGCCACACCGAGACAGCCAAAGUUCGGAGUAGCAGUUCGGCGAACGAGCUCAGCCUUGCCAACGUCGGAGGCGUCUUCGUUGUUCUCAUGGGUGGAGUCGGGAUUGCAAUCCUCCUCGCCUUCUGCGAAUUCUUCUGGAAGUCAAGAAAACUGGCCAUUGAAGAAAACGCAUCUCUCUGUCAGGAGAUGGGAAGAGAACUUGGGUUCGCCCUCAAGUGCCGAGGGUCCACGAAACCCGUGCCCAGCCACAUCAAAGCCGGGCUCUCAGCUGCCAGUCUCAACGAAUCCGGUACAGGACCUGGAUCCCGGUCACGGGGCACAACCGUGGGUGCGAGCCUGAGGAGCGAUCCGCGGUUCAAGCAACGGGUUUCUUCGCCGACCUCCGAUUCGCCGAAGACUGGACCGACUCACAUCACUGCCGUCAGCAUCAAAAAGUGAAAAGUAAAUAGGAAACGGAUACCAAGCGUCGGGUAAACUGAAGCCCGACUGGGGGGACCCAAACACGCAUUGUGUUCUGCGUUCGCGCACAUUUGUUCGAAAUUUUUCUUCUUUCUUUUUGUGGCUUCUUUCUGCAGUUACCCGAUGGUCAGAGUAACAGUGUGCAACAGAGUCACUAUUCGUCAUCAUAGCCGAAUCGAAAAGCACAAGAAAAGCAAAUAUUUUCGGAAAGUUUCGCGACAAUUCAGGGCUAUCAUAAAAAAAACCUGUUUUCUCCAGAAUUUAAAAAUACAGUACUCCACGCUGAAACGAACUGGAGACAUUUUGUAUGAGCCCGGUGGCGGAGUUCUUCUCGCAGACCGCAAAAAAUAUUCUGAAAUUUGAAAGAGAGGACGAACACGAGAUUCUGCGGGACAAACAUUAUUCUCGUCAAAAGAUGAAAUAUUUCUUGCCAAAAGUAAAAUCACUUCCUUUGGAGUUGAAACUCUUUUUUUUUAGAUAACAUUUAGGUCAGGAUCUCUACCAGUUGAUCCAUUCGAUUGCCACUGCCAGGAAUCAUCAACCUUUUUUUCUACUUCAACACCAUCCAAACUGCACAAGAUUAGCAUCCACCCUGGCAGAGAACCACGUCUAGCAAGCACGUCACAGGUUAAAAUUCCAAUAGACUAGACGCAUCAUACAGGACUUUUCGUGAUUAGUUGUUCGCUUUCAGGGCAUCCAGGAAAAUGAAUCGAACAUAUGGUAAAAAUAGCAGCAUUGUACAAAUGAAGUUACCAAUUGUGAUGUUUUUCCAACAUAUUCUAGAUUUCAAAGUGGAUGAUAAAGCGAGCAAAUCUUCGAAACCUCUCCAAUAUAUGCUCGCAGAAAAGAAAUCAAAACCAUCACGCGGUGGUUAUCGUGACGGAUAGGUUGACAUGUUACCAGGGAUCGUUAAAAUGCGAAGCUUUAGGUGGAUGUGAAAUUCGGGUUGAUGACUGAAAUAUUGUUGAUCUUGAGGCAGGGUAGAGUUCCUAGGCAAGAAUGAUUUAAUUUUAAAUUGAAACUCGAGUGUGCCUUCGCAAGUUUAGAUGAUUCCGCGCAGCAACAUCAAAAAUGUACUGAUGACUGGUAAAAUAUGUUUCAGAAACGAAAGAAAAUAAAACAAUUGUUGAACUUUG
Molecule: messenger RNA, 4040 nt
Organism: Notodromas monacha
Lineage: Eukaryota; Metazoa; Arthropoda; Ostracoda; Podocopida; Cyprididae
Source: the annotation of a GenBank genome assembly